AUGAUUGAACCCUUCCAGACCACCUUCGCAGUCCCCAUGACCUGCGAGGGCUGCGUGAAAGAUAUCUCCAGUACCUUAAACAAGCUCGACGGAAUCAACAAAGUCGAUGCCAGUUUGAAAGACCAGCUCGUAUUUAUCGAAGGCACGGCGCCACCCAGUUCCAUCGUUUCCGCAAUUCAGGCUACGGGUCGCGAUGCGAUUCUACGGGGUAGUGGGACCUCCAACAGUUCCGCUGUUUGCAUUCUCGAGACGCAUGCGACUUCGGCCCCAAAUAAGAUCCGUGGAUUGGCGCGUAUGGUGCAGGUCUCGUCCAACAUGACGCUUGUGGAUCUGACUAUUAACGGACUGGCGCCGGGCAAAUACUGGGCCACGGUGCGCGAGGCCGGAGAUAUUUCGCAGGGAGCCGCGUCUACCGGGGGUAUCUGGGAGGCAUUGAAAGCUACGGUGUUGGGAUCGGAGGCGGCCAAGGAGCCACGCGGAGUGUUUGGAACGGUGGAUGUGGACGAGAAGGGACGAGGCAAUGUCUUCUUGGACCGACCAUUGGCGGUUUGGGAGAUGAUUGGACGGAGUAUGGUGGUGUCGAAGAGCAAAGAGGGCCCGUUCCGAAAGGAAGACCCGGAUACAUUGGUUGGGGUGAUUGCUCGGAGUGCAGGCGUGUGGGAUAAUGAUAAGAUGGAAAUUGAGACGUGGGUGCAGGCCCUCGAACACUAUGACUGUCAAGAAUACGACGAAGCCCUCCGGGUCUUUGACCUGAUUGCCGACACGUCUAAAAUCUUCUUCAACUGUGGCGUGAUCUAUGCGACAUUAGGAGAGCAUGACAAGGCGGUCGAGUGUUACCAGCGGGCCGUCAAUCUGGACCAAUACCUCGCCAUUGCGUACUUCCAAGAAGGCGUCUCCAACUUUCUUCUGGGCGACUUCGAAGAGGCAUUGGCCAACUUUAACGAUACCCUACUUUACCUCCGAGGCAAUGCAUCCAUCAACUACGAGCAACUGGGCCUGAAGUUCCGUCUGUACUCAUGUGAGGUUCUCUUCAACCGUGGUCUGUGCUACAUAUACCUGCAGCAACUGGGGCCUGGCAUCCAGGAUCUGGAGUAUGCGGCAAAGGAGAAGGUUACGCCAGACCAUGGCGUCAUCAACGAUGCCAUCCGAGAGCGAGCAGAGGGCUACACGGUGUUUUCGAUUCCUGUAGGGGUUCUUUACCGACCAAAUGAGGCCAAAGUCAAGAACCUCAAGACCAAGGACUACCUGGGCAAGGCACGGUUGAUUGCCGCAUCGGACCGUAGUGGUGUCCCGCUCCAGCCAGGUGACAUUGCCAGAACGCAGUCCGGACUAGACAAUCGAGCUCCUCCCGAAAGUCUCUUCGCAGCCAGCAAACUAGUACAACGAAAUAUCACGAGAAGUCGUCAGCACUCAGAGCCACCCCUGAACCGCAAUCUAUUCCCCCCGACACCACCGCCAGAUGCCGACAAAAGCAGCGUCGGCAGCCCCCCUAGUAGUUCCGGGAUGAACGGUCGACCGGGCUCCAUCCGCGCCGCUCGUCCGCCGCGCCUCGAUUUGGACCGACCGGGUGCCCACCCUCCCGGAUGCAGAGUUGAUACAACCCCGGAGAAGCCGCGGAUCGGGACCACGCGCACAGCAUCAGAGCCGCGGGGGCCACCUCAGCUACAUCACCGCGCAUCUCAAGGUGAAGUCCAAGUCUAUCGAGAGAUGGGGCAUCGACGGGGAGCAAGCGACACCGGUUUCGCGCCCCCACCGAAAAGAAUGUAUGGGGAGGAUGUGUACAACGGGUAUUCUCGCCCGACCGUGGCCGUCAAUGGGGGUCGGAAGGGCAUACCCUGGCAGCGGGAGCGGUACAUUGAUGAAGAAGCAGAGUUCGCCAGCGAAGCGGAGGAAGGUGGUGCGAACGGAGAGUUUGAAAUGGUCGAAUCACGACGCCGAACGCGAUCACCCAACCGAGGAUCAAGACGAGCCAACUCUCGCCGGCCGGAGGUACGCAGGUUCCGGGUCAAGGUACAUGCUGUGGAGGACACACGGUACAUCAUUAUCGGGCCGAUGAUCGACUUUAGCGAGUUCGAGAUGAAGAUCCGGGAUAAAUUCGGCUUCCGCUCUCUGUUGAAAAUUCGGAUACAGGACGACGGGGAUAUGAUCACGAUGGUGGACCAAGAAGAUCUGGAUCUUCUGUUUAGUUCUGCGCGUGAAACGGCAAUCAGGGAAGGGAGUGAAAUGGGGAAGAUGGAGGUAUGUCUUGAUGCUUCUUGA
Aspergillus bombycis is the source of this 2259-nucleotide messenger RNA. RefSeq names its product PB1 domain protein. The coding region runs from base 1 to 2259 and encodes 752 amino acids. Gene Ontology annotation, biological process: superoxide metabolic process. The record is from RefSeq and is a predicted model, not a curated record. Gene Ontology annotation, molecular function: metal ion binding; protein binding. The transcript is spliced from 7 exons. NCBI's taxonomy places the organism in Eukaryota, Fungi, Ascomycota, Eurotiomycetes, Eurotiales, Aspergillaceae.